Molecule: messenger RNA, 235 nt
Organism: Dentiscutata erythropus
Lineage: Eukaryota; Fungi; Glomeromycota; Glomeromycetes; Diversisporales; Gigasporaceae
Source: the annotation of a GenBank genome assembly
UUUUAUAAAAGAUAAGCCAUUAACAAAGGCAGCAAAUUUUCAUAGAUUUGGAAUAAUUAUAGCAGAAAUAUCGACUAGUAAAAGACCCUUUGAUGGAUGUGAAAUUAAUACUAAACUUGUGAAAAUAAUUUCAAAGGAUCGUAACCAAAAUUGCAUUGGGUCUCCAAACUCUGAAUGUUCAACAAAACAAAUCUCAUUCUCCUUUAAUAUUCUGCACUUAGAGAGGUUUGACUGA